Pan troglodytes (chimpanzee) is the source of this 2894-nucleotide messenger RNA. RefSeq names its product acylaminoacyl-peptide hydrolase (gene APEH). The coding region runs from base 175 to 2733 and encodes 852 amino acids. Gene Ontology annotation, molecular function: serine-type endopeptidase activity. The record is from RefSeq and is a predicted model, not a curated record. The transcript has 22 exons. NCBI's taxonomy places the organism in Eukaryota, Metazoa, Chordata, Mammalia, Primates, Hominidae. Gene Ontology annotation, biological process: proteolysis.
AGACAAGUGGACUCUCAAUCACAAGCACGCCAUGGAGCAGGGAGCCAGGGCCCUGAAUGUGGAAGACCAGCCAGACUCAGGGCUUUGCUUCGCGACCUCCGCCCGGACCCUGGCCCUUCUCUUCUUCGUCUGCGUGGAAGUCCCUCCAGGGCAGGGCCUGGCACUGUGUAGUGAAUGUCGGCCUCGUGGUGGACCCGAAGGAACCCUACAGUAAGCCCCAGAGCCGCGGGAGAUCCACGCUGCGGCCGGCUCCGCCCCGCCCCACCCUCACCCUCACCCUCACCCUCACCCUCACGCUCACGCUCACGCUCACGCUCACAGGCUCCCGGCUCCACAUUCCUCGCAGGGCUCCACUCCGGACCCGCCCGCCUUGCCCUUCAUCCUCAAAGACUCAUUGGUCCCAUUCCCCUCGGGCCCCGCCCUUCGCGUGCUUGGGCCUUGUCCGUCCGACCGCGCUGCUUCCGCCUUGCAGCCCCCCCCUCAACCCCUUCUCUCGUAGGCCCUUCUACCCUCCCCGAAGCCGGGCUCCCGGGUUCCGCUUCCACAGGGCCGCCCCCUCUCCUCCGAGAUCCAACGCCUCGCCCCUCGGACUUCUCGCUCCCAGGCCGGGUCCUCUCACCGUCAAGGCCCGCCCCCUGCCAACGGUCCUCACCCAUUAGCCGAAGGCCCCGCCCCUCACAGAUUGCCGCAGGGCAGGGGCGGAGACAGCCCGGGCCGUCCCAGGCUCCGCCCCCGGAAGCCUCACUUCCGGGCGCGAGUACGCCCCGCCUCGCCCCGGCGGCAGAGAGGAGACUAUGGAACGUCAGACUGCUGAGCAGAGAGUCUCCUUCAGGCACCAUGAAAGCUGUGCUGCGCAAGGCUGGAGGCACGGGCCCUGGGGAAGAGAAGCAGUUCCUGGAGGUCUGGGAGAAGAACCGGAAGCUCAAGAGCUUCAACCUGUCAGCACUGGAGAAACAUGGGCCUGUUUAUGAGGAUGACUGCUUUGGCUGCCUGUCCUGGUCGCACUCGGAGACACACUUGUUGUAUGUGGCAGAGAAGAAGCGCCCCAAGGCCGAGUCCUUCUUUCAGACCAAAGCCUUGGACGUCAGUGCCAGCGAUGAUGAGAUAGCCAGGCUGAAGAAGCCAGACCAAGCCAUCAAGGGGGAUCAGUUUGUGUUUUAUGAAGACUGGGGAGAAAACAUGGUUUCCAAAAGCAUCCCUGUGCUCUGCGUGCUGGAUGUCGAGAGUGGCAACAUCUCUGUGCUUGAGGGGGUCCCUGAGAAUGUGUCCCCUGGACAGGCAUUUUGGGCCCCUGGAGAUGCUGGUGUGGUGUUUGUGGGCUGGUGGCAUGAGCCCUUCCGGUUGGGCAUCCGCUUUUGCACCAAUCGCAGGUCAGCCCUGUAUUAUGUGGACCUCAUCGGGGGGAAGUGUGAGCUCCUCUCGGAUGACUCCCUGGCUGUCUCUUCUCCCCGGCUGAGCCCAGACCAAUGUCGCAUUGUCUACCUGCAGUACCCAUCUCUGAUCCCCCAUCACCAAUGCAGCCAGCUGUGCCUGUAUGACUGGUAUACCAAGGUUACCUCAGUGGUGGUAGAUGUUGUGCCUCGGCAGCUGGGAGAGAACUUCUCUGGGAUCUACUGCAGCCUUCUGCCUUUGGGAUGCUGGUCAGCUGACAGCCAGAGAGUGGUCUUUGACUCGGCUCAGCGCAGCCGGCAGGACCUGUUUGCUGUGGACACCCAAGUGGGCACUGUGACCUCCCUCACAGCUGGAGGGUCAGGUGGGAGCUGGAAGUUGCUCACAAUUGACCAGGACCUCAUGGUGGCACAGUUUUCCACACCCAGCCUACCUCCAACCCUGAAAGUUGGGUUCCUGCCUUCUGCAGGGAAGGAGCAGUCAGUGUUGUGGGUGUCCCUGGAGGAGGCCGAGCCCAUUCCCGACAUCCACUGGGGCAUCCGGGUGCUACAGCCACCCCCAGAGCAAGAGAAUGUGCAGUAUGCUGGCCUUGACUUUGAAGCAAUCCUGCUGCAGCCUGGCAGCCCUCCAGAUAAGACCCAAGUGCCCAUGGUGGUCAUGCCCCACGGGGGGCCCCAUUCAUCCUUUGUCACUGCCUGGAUGCUGUUCCCAGCCAUGCUUUGCAAGAUGGGCUUUGCGGUACUACUAGUGAACUAUCGUGGCUCCACGGGCUUUGGCCAGGACAGCAUCCUCUCCCUCCCAGGCAAUGUGGGCCACCAGGAUGUGAAGGAUGUCCAGUUUGCAGUGGAACAGGUGCUCCAGGAGGAACACUUUGAUGCAAGCCAUGUGGCCCUUAUGGGUGGUUCCCAUGGUGGCUUCAUUUCCUGCCACUUGAUUGGUCAGUACCCAGAGACCUACAGGGCCUGCGUGGCCCGGAACCCCGUGAUCAACAUCGCCUCCAUGUUGGGCUCCACUGACAUCCCUGACUGGUGCGUGGUGGAGGCUGGCUUUCCUUUCAGCAGUGACUGCCUGCCAGACCUCAGCGUGUGGGCUGAGAUGCUGGACAAAUCGCCCAUCAAAUACAUCCCUCAGGUGAAGACACCACUGUUACUGAUGUUGGGCCAGGAGGACCGGCGUGUGCCCUUCAAGCAGGGCAUGGAGUAUUACCGUGCCCUCAAGACCCGGAAUGUGCCUGUUCGGCUCCUGCUCUAUCCCAAAAGCACCCACGCAUUAUCAGAGGUGGAGGUGGAGUCAGACAGCUUCAUGAAUGCUGUGCUCUGGCUACGCACACACUUGGGCAGCUGAAGCCCUGCCAUUCUGCGUGAGCUGAUCAGCCUGUGCCACACUUCGCUCUUGAGGAGCUCAACGGUCUGGCAGGGCAGCAGGAGGCUUUCUGGGCUCUGGACUCCACGGAUGCGUGGGCAGAGGAAUGUGGGCUAUGUAGUCAUAAUAAAUUAGGACACAGA